GGUAAAUUCCUAGGAGCGGUAUUGCUGGGUGAAAUGGUAUUUCUACUUUGAGCUCUUCGAGGAACCUCCAUAUUGCUUUGCACGGAGGUUGAACGAAUUUACAUUCCCACCAACAGUGUAGGAGGGUUCCCCUCUCUCCACAUGCUUGCCAACGUUUGUUGUGGUUUUUCUUUUGGAUGGUGGCGAUCCUUACUGGUGUGAGGUGAUAUCUGAUUGUGCUUUUAAUUAGCAUUUCUCUGAUGACAGGCCAUGUGGUGCAUCUUUUCAUGUGUCUAUUGGGCACCUGAAUUUCUUCUUUGGACAACUGCCUGUUCAGCUCCCCUGCCCACAUUUUUAUUGGAUUACUUGCUUUUUGUUUGUUGAGGUGUGUUAGCUCUUUCUAUAUUUUGGAUGUCAACCCUUCAUCGGAUCUGUCAUUGAUGAAUAUAUUCUCCCAUACUGGAGGAUGCCCUUUUGUUCUGUUGAUGGUGCCCUUUACUGAACGGAAGCUUUUAAGCUUGAUAUAGUCCCAUUUGUUCAUUUUUGCUUUUCUUUCCCUGGAGAGAUAUGUUCACGAAGAAGUCGCUCAUGUUUAUGUCCAAGAUAUUUUCGCCUGUCCGUCUCUAAGAGUUUUAUGUUUUCAUGGCUUCCAUUCAGGGGUUCGAUCAAUUUUGAAUUUACUUUUGUGUAUGGGGUUAGACAAUGAUCCAUGUUUCCUCCUUUUCUGCAGCCAUCACCUCCGGCUCUGGAGCAGUGACCCAGACCACCAGCUGUGGGGCCAGUACAUCAGGGUUUGGCAGCACCGUCUCUGUGCCCUUCACAUCCAGGGUGUCAGCAGGCCCCACUGGCAGUGGGGGCUUUGGGACAAGCGUGGCUGCCCCCCACAGCAGCUCCACCACUGGGGCAUUUGGCUCUGCGUCAGGACGGAGUGGGAGAACUGGUCUCAAGAACCCUUUCUGGGGAUCCUUGAAUCCAGACUCCCUGGGUGCAGCUGGCCAGAGCACACCAUCUGCUUUCCGUGUGGCCAGCACGCAGCAGAACACGCCCGGGUUUUCAGCCAUCACCUCCGGCUCUGGAGCAGUGACCCAGACCACCAGCUGUGGGGCCAGUACAUCAGGGUUUGGCAGCACCGUCUCUGCGCCCUUCACAUCCAGGGUGUCAGCAGGCCCCACUGGCAGUGGGGGCUUUGGGACAAGCGUGGCUGCCCCCCACAGCAGCUCCACCACUGGGGCAUUUGGCUCUGCGUCAGGACGGAGUGGGAGAACUGGUCUCAAGAACCCUUUCUGGGGAUCCUUGAAUCCAGACUCCCUGGGUGCAGCUGGCCAGAGCACACCAUCUGCUUUCCGUGUGGCCAGCACGCAGCAGAACACGCCCGGGUUUUCAGCCAUCACCUCCGGCUCUGGAGCAGUGACCCAGACCACCAGCUGUGGGGCCAGUACAUCACGGUUUGGCAGCACCGUCUCUGCGCCCUUCACAUCCAGGGUGUCAGCAGGCCCCACUGGCAGUGGGGGCUUUGGGACAAGCGUGGCUGCCCCCCACAGCAGCUCCACCACUGGAGCAUUUGGCUCUGCGUCAGGACGGAGUGGGAGAACUGGUCUCAAGAACCCUUUCUGGGGAUCCUUGAAUCCAGACUCCCUGGGUGCAGCUGGCCAGAGCACACCAUCUGCUUUCCGUGUGGCCAGCACGCAGCAGAACACGCCCGGGUUUUCAGCCAUCACCUCCGGCUCUGGAGCAGUGACCCAGACCACCAGCUGUGGGGCCAGUACAUCACGGUUUGGCAGCACCGUCUCUGCGCCCUUCACAUCCAGGGUGUCAGCAGGCCCCACUGGCAGUGGGGGCUUUGGGACAAGCGUGGCUGCCCCCCACAGCAGCUCCACCACUGGGGCAUUUGGCUCUGCGUCAGGACGGAGUGGGAGAACUGGUCUCAAGAACCCUUUCUGGGGAUCCUUGAAUCCAGACUCCCUGGGUGCAGCUGGCCAGAGCACAGCAUCUGCUUUCCGUGUGGCCAGCACGCAGCAGAACACGCCCGGGUUUUCAGCCAUCACCUCCGGCUCUGGAGCAGUGACCCAGACCACCAGCUGUGGGGCCAGUACAUCACGGUUUGGCAGCACCAUCUCUGCGCCCUUCACAUCCAGGGUGUCAGCAGGCCCCACUGGCAGUGGGGGCUUUGGGACAAGCGUGGCUGCCCCCCACAGCAGCUCCACCACUGGGGCAUUUGGCUCUGCGUCAGGACGGAGUGGGAGAACUGGUCUCAAGAACCCUUUCUGGGGAUCCUUGAAUCCAGACUCCCUGGGUGCAGCUGGCCAGAGCACACCAUCUGCUUUCCGUGUGGCCAGCACGCAGCAGAACACGCCCGGGUUUUCAGCCAUCACCUCCGGCUCUGGAGCAGUGACCCAGACCACCAGCUGUGGGGCCAGUACAUCACGGUUUGGCAGCACCAUCUCUGCGCCCUUCACAUCCAGGGUGUCAGCAGGCCCCACUGGCAGUGGGGGCUUUGGGACAAGCGUGGCUGCCCCCCACAGCAGCUCCACCACUGGGGCAUUUGGCUCUGCGUCAGGACGGAGUGGGAGAACUGGUCUCAAGAACCCUUUCUGGGGAUCCUUGAAUCCAGACUCCCUGGGUGCAGCUGGCCAGAGCACAUCCUCUCCCAUCCACAUGGCCAGGUCAAGUCAGAACACGUCUGGUAUUGCAGCCAUCACCUCGGCCUUUGCAGCUAUGACCCUGACCACCACCAGCGGGACCAGUACCUCAGUGUUCGGUGGCACUACGUUAACGCCCUUCACGUCCAGGGUGUCAGCAGGGUCCACUGGCAGUGGAGGUUUUGUGAUCAGUAUGGCUGCCCCCAACAACAGCUCCACCACUGGCUCAUUCAGAUUUGGGUCAGGACGGACUGGGAGAACUGGUCUCAAGAACCCUUUCUGGGGAUCCUUGAAUCCAGACUCCCUGGGUGCAGCUGGCCAGAGCACACCCUCUACCAUCCACGUGGCCAGGACACCUCAGGACACGUCUGAGAUUGCAGUCAUCACCUCGGCCUUUGCAGCUAUGACCCUGACCACCAGCAGUGGGACCAGUAGCUCCAUGUUUGGCGUUACCACCUCAUCGCCCUUCAAGUCUGGGGUGUGAGCAGGUCCAGCUGGCAG
Messenger RNA from Manis pentadactyla (Chinese pangolin), 3119 nucleotides. Its product is annotated as nuclear pore complex protein DDB_G0274915-like. The transcript is spliced from 8 exons. Lineage: Eukaryota; Metazoa; Chordata; Mammalia; Pholidota; Manidae. The record is from RefSeq and is a predicted model, not a curated record. The coding region runs from base 682 to 3102 and encodes 806 amino acids.